Molecule: messenger RNA, 2153 nt
Organism: Adelges cooleyi (spruce gall adelgid)
Lineage: Eukaryota; Metazoa; Arthropoda; Insecta; Hemiptera; Adelgidae
Product: proton-coupled amino acid transporter 2-like
Exons: 8
Coding region: 290-1663 (457 amino acids)
Biological process (GO): amino acid transmembrane transport
Cellular component (GO): vacuolar membrane
Molecular function (GO): amino acid transmembrane transporter activity
Source: RefSeq, a predicted model, not a curated record
AAUUCGACGGUGUUAUUAAACUAGUGGAAAUAUAUUAGUACACACAAAGGUUAUCGGACACACACGGCCGGGCCAAACGCACAGCGCAGAUGGGCGGAUGGACUACCGCGGCUAGCAGGGAUGCGUGCAGUCAUGUUGGCGCGCCCGUAGGAUGAGCACUUGUCCAGAAGAGCAUAUCCAGUAGCCGCCGCCGCCGCCGUAGUUUUCCGGGCAAUUUAGUUUUCACAUUUUUUUCCAUUUCAAGUAUUUUUUUUUUUUGUUUAAUUUGAUUUUUAAACACCAAAAAGAGAUGGACGGACGCGCAUCAAAUGAUACGGAAUUAAAACAAAACGGCUCGACUCAGACAGCCACCGCGGAUAACGGUGAAGCGAUUCCUGGGUGUAAAUCGAAAAAUUCAACAACAGAGUGUAAAAAAUCCGGGUAUAUGGUGACACUAAUGCAUUUUAUAAAAGGCAACAUUGGAUGUGGAAUGUUGGCUAUGGGUGAAGCUUUCAAAUGUGGUGGUCUAUACGUGACUUUCUGCAUGUUACUAUACGUUUGGAUCAUCUGUGUAUAUAAUAUGCAUUUAUUAACUUCCAUAAGUAAACAAAUCCAAAUACGAAUGCAAUCGAAACGUCUUCCGACAUUUGGAGAAACAGUGGAAAACGCAUUUAAGAUGUCAGACAAAUGGGUGUUCAGAAGUUUAACGAAAUGUAUCAGAAAGAUAGUUUUGUACAACAUACUUAUCACUCAACUCGGUCUAUGCAGCGUUUACAUUGUAUUCAUCACGACAUCAUUGCGAAAGUUGCUGAUCGAGUAUGAAUACGAUAUCAAUUUCCAUAAUGUACUGGUACUGACGAUGCCUCUGAUAUUAGGGUGUGCUAGUUUGAGACAGCUCAGAUUUAUAGCACCAUUAUCCACAGUGGCGAAUUUUGCAUUAAUAACUGGAGUGUUCACUAUAAUGUACUAUAGCUGUAGAGAUCUAAACCUGGAAGAUCGAAGGUACUCUUAUGGCAAACUAUCUGACUUGCCAAUGAUGUUCGGUAUAAUCAUGUUCAGUUUUGAAGGCAUUGGUCUGGUGCUGCCUCUUUUUUCCGAGAUAAAAUAUGAUAAGUCGUUCACGUCAAGUUUUGGUGUUCUUAACUUGGGAAUGCUGGCAGUGAUGCUACUAAACGUACCUUUAGGAAUGACCGGCUAUAUGAAAUGGGGCGAUGAUGUCAAGAGCAGUUUGACGUUGAACUUACCCUAUGAUGACAAAAUUACACAAUUUGUUAUCCUCAUGAUGAUAUUGGGCAUUGCUUGUUCCUACGCACUGCAAUUCUAUCCUGCCGCUAUUAUUGUGUACAGUGAAGUGGAACAGAGUUAUGGACCUUUUGACAAUCCAGCACGAUGGGAUUAUGGUAUUAGAAUUUUGGUGUGUCUGGCCACGUUUUUGGCUGCUGGUACGGUACCGCAUUUGGAUUUGUUCAUGUCUCUGGUCGGCUCGAUAACGUGCGUGGCACUGACCCUGGCGUUUCCUGCUUUGUCCAACAUGGCAUUUAGGAAAAAAUGCAAAGGCUCCUUGUGGAAACCCGCCAUUGACUGGAUAACCAUAAGUACAUCUUUGGCGGGAUUCCUCACCGGCACCUACACCAACUCGAUAGCCAUUUACCAAGCGUUCUUACAAACCCACAGCAACGGCUAGACGCUUGCCCUGAUAGUUUUUCGUCCAACGGCGUUUAGAUUUGGCCUCUGCCACAAUCACUAUACUUGUUACCUUUUAUGAUUUUAUUUAAAAUUAAUUAUACUAAUGAUUCCCGAGGGAGAUACACCGUACAACGGCCGUGUUGUUAGAUUGGCUCAUCAUACACAGGAGUCCAUCGAGGGUUGUCCAGACCCUUUUUCUGAAAAACACCCCCAUAGCGUCGCCGCCGUGCUCUUCAGUAUUACCAUUGGUGUUUUUAUGUGAUUCCCACUUAUUAGUCCCCCAUUUUGUGUUAUUUGUAUGACAAAAACAAAACUAUUAAGUGUUUACAUAUUUUAUGAUAAGCUAAGUAUUUUUUUUUAUUUGUUUAUUAUAUCGGAUAAAUUACCACCAAGUUAGUAAUCAAAUGUAUACUUAUUUUGUAAUGAAAUUUUACAUAAUAAAAAUCUAUUGUUUUUAGUCAACACAUUGUUACACAGUCAUAUAUUAU